AUGGCUUACCCAAAUGGAGUUAAUAGUCAUUCAAAGGAGGAUGACAAUGAUAACGCCCAAAUAAAUAUAACGAGUGCUGAAUUAAAAGCUUUAGUAGACGACGCUGUUAAGACGGCCUUAGAACGGCAGUAUGAAGAGUAUAGCGAGUCUCAAACCUACGUCACAAACACCGCCCAACACCUCCACCAUUUGCCACCACCACCACCACCUGCCAUCGUCACCACCUGCCACCAACCUCCGCCGACCACUAUCACCGUUCUCCGUCGCCCGCCGCCACCGCCAUCGACUACCAUCACUGCCACCCGCCAUCGUAAACCACUGCCACCCCGACCACUACCGCCAUCCUCUGCGGCCACCUCCCGCUACCGUCGACCACCACCACCCACCGUCGUCGUCGCCACCAUCAUCGACCACCGUCGCCGCCACCCGCCACCACCGAGCACCGCCUGA
Messenger RNA from Helianthus annuus (common sunflower), 450 nucleotides. Its product is annotated as extensin-like. Lineage: Eukaryota; Viridiplantae; Streptophyta; Magnoliopsida; Asterales; Asteraceae. Bases 1 to 450 code for a protein of 149 amino acids. The transcript has 2 exons. The record is from RefSeq and is a predicted model, not a curated record.